AUGACACACUUCAAGUCCUCGAAACCCAAGUUCGAGCCAGAACACGACAGAUCAGCAAGCAAGCAUCCGCCGAGCUACUCCCAGCGACUUCAGCAAGGACUUGGCUCUCUCGGUCUCGCAACAAUAGGCGGCGGCACCGCUUUGGUACUCGCACUCCUAGGUUUCCUCCUAUUUUUAUGGACCGGAGAAGGUUCGCAAGACGGCAAGACAGCCACAGCCCUGUGGCGAUGGGUCAUGCUCAACCAGCACAUUACGCAGGCCAUCACUCUAUCAACAGUCUUACUUCGCAUAGCAGUAACAGCACAGGCAUCCAUCUACACAAGCCUCAUCGCGGGUGUUGUGUUAGAGAAGCACGGCGUUCCUCUCUUCCGAGUCGCUGAGAUAUCCAUAAUUCGGUGUACAAACGACGGGCCGUUCCAACUGACUUGGCUACUCAUGACAUCUGCACGAAAAGCCUACAUGCCGACCGGGUUAGCAGUUUUGCUAUUGCUCACGACCUUUGUUGUUCAGUUCUCAUCGACGCUCCUGGUGUCUGAUUUGGGUAUGAAUGAUCUUGUGGGUGACGCCAAAGCAAGGACACUCAACGUGCAUAUGAGCCGCGAUGUCAUCUCGCUGAAUCGGCAGAUGAACAACUGGAUCAGUCGCCCGACCGCAUAUGUGCCAUUUGGAGAGUCCCCUUCAGAGUCAAACACGACGUUAAAUAUCCAGUCGAGCUUCACCGAUACUGGCAUCGUACAAAGAACUUUUCUGCCCCUGUCAACGUCGCAAAUGUCUACGCUGCGCCACUACACCGGCGGUGUCUACGGCUUUGAGUCGCGCUUUGUGUGUCUCCGUCCGUCGGUUUCCGCCUUUCUUUCAGUGACUGUUCCAGCACCGGGCUCGGAUACUGUUCCUUUCUACCUGAACGUAGCGGGCGGUUUAUCAUAUGAGACCAUGUUCCGCGAGGCAGGUCUAUUACCUCCAGAAAACUGCGAAAACGGGAGCUGUUUUCCAUCAGCUUUUAACUGCUCGCUGCCUCAAUUUCAAUACACCGAAACGCAGGCACGGCAGGGCUUUACCAACAGCUUGUGCAUUCCGAAUGGCACAGCCGCGCGACCGAGUGCUCAGAAUCAUACCAUCUCGGACGAUCCCAUCACGGCAUACUCUCAGGUGUUCCUAUUCUUCAGAAAUAAUGGCACCCACGAUCUGUGGAAAGGACCGGAAAACCGCGUCCUGGCGGGAACAUUUGGUUUGAACAAUGUUUCUUCUACUGAUGGUGAAUGGCUCACGUAUAAUCGUCCAAUUGGGGGAAGACUUCCCAAGGGGGAAAGAGUUGAGACGGGCGUAUUGAGGCUGGAUAUGUCCCUCUGCUUUCAACAACUGGCAUUCAACUUUGCGCAUGUUAAGCUUUCUAGCAAGAAGGACCUGAAGGAGUCGCAAGUAACUUGGAAUCCGAGGACCAAGGCCUGGAAUACGAACAAGAUCCAGAAACUCAUGGGCGUUGGAGCCCACGGCAAGAGCGCCAACAGCCGCGGAAUCUUCUCGCUGGAUUCAGUACAAACCCCAUGCCACCUAAACGCGACGCAAUACUUAACCAACAAGCUCAUUAACGACUUGUACAGCUCGCCGCGAACGUUUAACCUUUCUCUCUUCAUGGAUCCUCAGGGCAGCGGAAACUCUCCCAUCAAGCCACACGUCGAAUACCAGGCUAUCUUUGCCGACAUUCUCAAUGUUACCAAUCGUCCCGGCGUAGCGAUGCAGUCUACCCUCACAGCUCUCUCGGGUUCUAUCAUCAACGAAGCCCUCCCGCAGUUCGACGUCCAGGCCAACGCCAUCAUGACUUCUUCGGUGCGUGUGAUGACCCCAAAGAGCCUGCGGGGUUUGCUCAUCAUCUUCGGUGUCAUGGCCUUGAACAUGGCUUGUGGUCUUGCCGUGGUGCUUGUUUUCAUGUUUCAGAGUCGGUACUCUAGCCAAGGGAACUACUGGCAGGCUGUGGCCCAAAUCGUGUCUGAUGAGACGGCGUGGAUUCUAGAGGGGGUUACUGACGCAAGUGAUGGUCAUGUCGAGGAUGAGGUAAAAGGUUCGAACAACCUCGUCUGUGUUAGUCGUUCAGAUAGGAGUGGACGGGUGCGUGUGGCUCCAUUUAAAGCUGUAUAG
Molecule: messenger RNA, 2136 nt
Organism: Colletotrichum acutatum
Lineage: Eukaryota; Fungi; Ascomycota; Sordariomycetes; Glomerellales; Glomerellaceae
Exons: 1
Coding region: 1-2136 (711 amino acids)
Source: RefSeq, a predicted model, not a curated record